Austrofundulus limnaeus is the source of this 1268-nucleotide messenger RNA. RefSeq names its product clumping factor B-like. Gene Ontology annotation, cellular component: plasma membrane. Gene Ontology annotation, biological process: neuron projection development. NCBI's taxonomy places the organism in Eukaryota, Metazoa, Chordata, Actinopteri, Cyprinodontiformes, Rivulidae. The annotation marks the transcript as partial. The transcript is spliced from 3 exons. The record is from RefSeq and is a predicted model, not a curated record.
AUUCUCCUAGACAAACUGAUCCAGAUUCUCCUAGACAAACUGAUCCAGAUUCUCCUAGACAAACUGAUCCAGAUUCUCUUGGACAAACUGAUCCAGAUCCUCCAGAACAAACUGAUCCAGAUUCUCUUGGACAAACUGAUCCAGAUAUUUUUGGACAAACUGAUCCAGAUUCUCUUGGACAAACUGAUCCAGAUUCUCUUGGACAAACCGAUCCAGAUCCUCCAGAACAAACUGAUCCAGAUUCUCUUGGACAAACUGAUCCAGAUUCUCUUGGACAAACUGAUCCAGAUUCUCCUGGACAAACCGAUCCAGAUCCUCUAGGACAAACUGAUCCAGAUUCUCCUAGACAAACUGAUCCAGAUUCUCCUAGACAAACUGAUCCAGAUUCUCCUAGACAAACUGAUCCAGAUUCUCUUGGACAAACUGAUCCAGAUCCUCCAGAACAAACUGAUCCAGAUUCUCUUGGACAAACUGAUCCAGAUUCUCUUGGACAAACCGAUCCAGAUCCUCCAGAACAAACUGAUCCAGAUUCUCUUGGACAAACUGAUCCAGAUUCUCUUGGACAAACUGAUCCAGAUUCUCUUGGACAAACCGAUCCAGAUCCUCUAGAACAAACUGAUCCAGAUUCUCCUAGACAAACUGAUCCAGAUUCUCCUAGACAAACUGAUCCAGAUUCUCUUGGACAAACUGAUCCAGAUCCUCCAGAACAAACUGAUCCAGAUUCUCUUGGACAAACUGAUCCAGAUAUUUUUGGACAAACUGAUCCAGAUUCUCUUGGACAAACUGAUCCAGAUUCUCUUGGACAAACCGAUCCAGAUCCUCCAGAACAAACUGAUCCAGAUUCUCUUGGACAAACUGAUCCAGAUUCUCCUGGACAAACUGAUCCAGAUUCUCUUGGACAAACUGAUCCAGAUUCUCUUGGACAAACCGAUCUAGAUUCUCUUGGACAAACUGAUCCAGAUUCUCUUGGACAAACUGAUCCAGAUCCUCCAGAACAAACUGAUCCAGAUUCUCUUGGACAAACUGAUCCAGAUCCUCCUGAACAAACUGAUCCAGAUCUUCCUGAACAAACUGAUCCAGAUCUUCCUGAACAAAUUGAUCCAGAUUCUUUUGGAUAAACUGAUCCAGAUCUUCCUGAACAAACUGAUCCAGAUUCUUUUGGAUAAACUGAUCCAGAUCUUCCUGAACAAACUGAUCCAGAUCUUCCUGAACAAAUUGAUCCAGAUCUUCCUGAACAAACUGAUCCAGAUCUUCCUGAACAAACUGAU